This is a messenger RNA of Solanum verrucosum, 1254 nucleotides long. RefSeq names its product UPF0481 protein At3g47200-like. Bases 1 to 1254 code for a protein of 417 amino acids. NCBI's taxonomy places the organism in Eukaryota, Viridiplantae, Streptophyta, Magnoliopsida, Solanales, Solanaceae. The record is from RefSeq and is a predicted model, not a curated record. The transcript has a single exon.
AUGAAGGAAGGAGAUAUAUCUUACACAAAUGUCAAGAGAAAUGAUGAUGAAUUACGCGAUAUCGUGCCAGAAGUAGAAGAUCUUGCACAAUCAAUUGAUGAAAAGAUGAAAAAUGUCUCAAGUUUUCGACGUUUCAACAGAGUUCCUCAAGAACUUAAAAAGGGAAGUGAAUAUAGUUACUCUCCUAAAUUAGUCUCAAUAGGUCCUUUUCAUCAUGGAGUUGAUAACCUUAAAACUAUGGAGGAACAUAAGUGGUGUUAUCUCAACACACUUGUUAGUAGAAAACCAAUAAACACACAAACCAUUUUAGAUAAUUGUGUGAAAACACUUAGAAAUUUAGAGGAUAAAGCAAGAAAAUGCUAUGGUGAAAACACAUUUGAACAAAUUGGAAGUAAUGAGUUUGUUCAAAUGAUGUUACUUGAUAGUUGUUUUCUCAUUGAGCUCUUUAUCAAGUUUGUUAUAAAGGGUUUUCGACGUAGAGAUGAUAUACUCUUUAUCAACUACGACAUGUUUUUCCGUCUUAGAUGUGACUUGAUUCUACUCGAAAAUCAGAUCCCAUUCUUUAUCCUUCACCAAAUGUUCAACUUAGUUCCAAUUCCUAAAGAAUGUACUUACUCCCUCAUGCAACUUGCUUUACUCUUCUUUAGAAAACUGAUUCCUGGUGAUGGACUUGUAACUAUACAGAAAUUUGGUCCUAAUGUUCACCAUAUACUGGACUUGAUUCAUCAUUGUUAUCUUCCAACGAGUCCACAAGUUCACUCGAAUGGAACACAAAAACAUAUGCACAAUGUGUUACAUCUUCAUGAUGUAGGGAUCAAGUUCAAGAAAGCCAUAAGUGAUAGUGUCAUGAAUGUAAGAUUCACUAAAGACAGAGUUUUGGAAAUUCCAUCAUUGAAAAUACAUAGCUACUCUGAGAUUUUGUUCAAGAAUAUGGUGGCAUUGGAGCAAUGUGGAACCUUUAGAAGUGGAACAAAGCACAUUGCGUCUUACGUUUACCUCAUGAAAAGUUUUGUAAGGUCUGCAGAUGAUGCAAGUUAUUUGACAGAUAGAGAGAUUUUGGAUAGCAGUUUGUAUAAUGAUGAUGAGAUUUUUCAACUGAUGAUGAGGCUUCAUGUGGAGUUUGAUGUCAAGGAUUUUUAUUAUAGUGGAAUUUGUGAGAAAGUUAAUGGAUAUAAGAAGAAAAAUAAGUGGAAAAAAUGCAGCCAGAAAAUUAGCAAUGUAUAUAAGAAGACUGCCAAAGGAAUUUCAUGCUAA